GGGCAGGCGCUAGCUUUUGCAAGGAUGCGACGCGACGAGACGCGAUCGCGUGGCGUGGCAUGCUCGCCUCACCGAAAAGCCAUGGCACGCACAUGAUUCCUACGCCCACAAUGCCAGCGUCGUCGCCGUCACCGUCACCGUCACCGCAUCGGCAUGCCGACCGAGGAGCAGGGAGACGGAAUGAUCCGCAGCCUGCGCCAGGAAAAGGCGGCGAGGAUCAUGAACCGCAACGCUAUGAUGGCGGCGUCGAGAUCGGGAUCCAUGCAUGUGAGCACGAGACGUGACCAACUCCUCCGCCUGCUCCCUUUUACAGCUCACAAAGACGAAGCUUGGAGGAGGCUGGUCUGGUGACCUUGGUUGGGGCCAUGCGCUUUGCCUCCGCGAGUCCCACCCUCGAGUACUAGGACGGGGUAAAAUACUGGAUCCCGAGCUCGGAAAGAUGGCGUCGGUGCGAGUGGCGGCCAAUCAUGGCGCCGGCUCGCGCUGCCCUCCGCCCUGGAAGCUUUAUCACAACCCCCACUACUCCCCGCGCGGCAUCAUCCACCUCUCCUCCUCCCCGCGCCCACCUCGCCAAGCCGAGAAUCUCGAUUCGCCUAUGAUCGUCGUGCCCGAGGACGGCGGCGAAGAGGCGGCGGAGAUCGACCAGGGGUACGGUGCCAUGUCGUCCGAGCUGGAGCUCUGCGUGGCGCGCAUCAGGGGGCUGCGGGCGGAGCUGGAGUUGGAGCGGCGCAUGCGGCGGAAGGCGGAGGCGCUGAGCGAGGCGCUGGCCGCGGAGCUGGCCGAGGAGCGGCGGCGGGGCGAGGCCGCGGAGGCCGAGUGCCGGGCGCUGCGGGAGGAGGCCGGCGCCGCGCGCGAGGAGGCGGAGCGCGUGCUGGAGGGCGUCGAGGAGGAGCGGCGGAUGCUGCGCGUCGCGGAGCUCUGGCGCGAGGAGCGGGUCCAGAUGAAGCUCGCCGACGCGAGGGCGGCCAUGGAGGAGAAGCUGCGGGAGAUCGACGACGCCGUCGCCGAGCUCCACGCGACCACCGCCGCCGCCAGCGACAACCACAAGAGCAGCAGCUGCUGCGGCAGAAGCUGCAGCCCGAACGGCAAGGCAAGCCCGACGAGUCAACACGGUCAACAGAGCCCGAGCCGUAGCCAACACGGUCAGGAAAGCCCGAGCCGGGGUCAGCACGGUCAACUUCACCGGCGCGAGGCCGCCGGCGGCGAGAACCCGCACAUCCGGAGAGGGAUCAAGGGCUUCGUCGAGUUCCCCAAGGCUGUCCGCGUGCGGCCGCGCGAGGAUAGGGCGGAUCUGGUGUCCAACCUCGAGUGCCAGCGGGCGCAGCUGCGCGUGCUCAUGCGGCACCGGAGUCCCGCCGGCGGCAUGGGGCUCGUCGGCGCAUCAGAGAACCUGGUCGUUUAGUGUACAGGUGGUGGUGCCGCCUCGGUGUUUUGCUCUGUUUUUUUUCCCCUCAUGUUCUGGGCAUUCUCGCAUUUUGGUACAGAAUGCUUUGGCCUGUUAACGGUGAAAAUUAUGGUGCUAAUCAUGUAAUCUACUAAUAGUGUGUACAUCAUGGCAAGAAACAUGAUGGAUUCGUUCUUGAA
Panicum virgatum (switchgrass) is the source of this 1584-nucleotide messenger RNA. Its product is annotated as protein BRANCHLESS TRICHOME-like. The transcript has a single exon. Bases 440 to 1402 code for a protein of 320 amino acids. NCBI's taxonomy places the organism in Eukaryota, Viridiplantae, Streptophyta, Magnoliopsida, Poales, Poaceae. The record is from RefSeq and is a predicted model, not a curated record.